Molecule: messenger RNA, 1994 nt
Organism: Lolium perenne
Lineage: Eukaryota; Viridiplantae; Streptophyta; Magnoliopsida; Poales; Poaceae
Product: monooxygenase 2
Molecular function (GO): FAD binding
Source: RefSeq, a predicted model, not a curated record
GGCACCAUCAGAUCCUGAAUGCUUUUGUGCACCAUGCCACAUUACCGCAUCAGCAAGCCCGAAAUGGCAACAGACGCCACCAUAGUAGCACUACGAUCUUGAAGCCGUCUUCCAAGAAGGCCACUUGACGACAGCGUGAUAGGCAGCAGUACAUGCCUGGACCGCCGCCCUGGUGGACCAAAGUCAUAGUUCUCCUUGCCCAUGCCGAAUCCGGUCACCAUUCAAUCUCCACAACUACACCCAAUUCGUCACAUGCCGGUGAUCACCGUGGCCGCCAAGGCUCCCAGCCACCUGCUAGCUGCUAUGCUGUUAUAAAUACCACUCACAUAAGCUCCUGGUCCCAUCAGAUCUGACCGAGUCCCCUGACCUCCUUCUUCUUGCUCUAGCACUCUUCACUCUGUUCCGACAAACACCAGCUACAUACGCCCCACGGGGUAAGCCGCAGCCAAACUGAUGGCGGCCGUCGAGGACAUCGUCAUCGCCGGCGCUGGGCUCGCCGGCCUCGCUACGGCCCUAGGGUUACACAGGAAAGGGGUGAGGAGCCUGGUGCUGGAGUCGUCGGCGACGCUGCGCGCGUCGGGAUACGCCUUCACCACAUGGACCAACGCCUUCCGCGCGCUGGAUGCCCUUGGCGUUGGGGAUAAGAUCAGGGAGCACCACCUGCGCUACGAGAGGCUGGUGGCCUUCUCUGCGUCCACAGGCGAGGCUGCUGCAACAGUGAGCCUGAAGAUGCAGGGCAAAAGCGGGCCUCACGAAAUCCGGUGCGUGAAACGUAACUUCCUGCUGGACACGCUGGAGAACGAGCUACCUGAGGGCACCAUCAGGUACUCCUCCAAGAUCGUGGCCAUCGAGGAAGAAGGCAACGUCAAGGUCCUGCACAUGGCCGACGGCUCCAUCAUCAGAGCUAAUGUUCUGGUAGGGUGUGACGGCGUGAACUCGGUGGUGGCCAAAUGGCUGGGCCUCCCGAAGCCGAUCGUGUCGGGUCGCUCCGCCACCAGGGGCCUCGCCGAGUACCCGGAGGGCCACGGCUUCGGUCCCGAGAUGCUGCAGUUCAUCGGGCAGGGGUUCCGGUCCGGCGUGCUGCCCUGCUCCGACACCUCCGUGUACUGGAACUACACCUGGUACCCGUCCCCGGCCGACGGGGACGCGGAGGAGAGUGUGGCCAAGAUGCGGCAGCACGUGCUGGCGAAGCUGGGCGCCACCAAGAAGAUCCCGGCGGAGGCGCUGGACGUGAUCGAGCGGAGCGAGAUGAGCGAGGUGGUGUCGUCGCCGCUGCGGUUCCGGUCGCCGCUGGCGCUGGUCCGGGGCAGCAUCAGCAGGGGCAACGUGUGCGUGGCCGGCGACGCGUUGCACCCGAUGACCCCGGAGCUCGGGCAGGGCGGGUGCGCGGCGCUGGAGGAUGGCGUCGUCCUCGCCCGGUGCCUCGGCGAGGCCUUCGUCGGCGCGGGCAACGAUGGCGGGUACGCGUGCGUCACUGCGGCGCUGGAGAAGUUCGCCGGGGAGCGGCGGUGGCGCGCGAUCAGGCUGAUCACGGCGGCGUACGUGGUGGGAUUCGUGCAGCAGAGCAGCAACGCGGCGAUCAAGUUCCUCAGGGAGAAGUUCUUGUCGGGAUUGCUGGCCAAACUGAUGGUCGACAUGGCCGACUUCGACUGCGGGAAGCUCUAGUUCAGUUCUGGACGUCUAAUCGAGGUAGAACGAAAACGAUGAGAGAAAAUGACGUAAAACGGCCACCACAUACCCACUCGGGGUGUGUGUUCAUUGCUCACGUCGAGCGCCUGCCUACGAUUGCAGAGUAAAGUAAAUAAAAAGUAAAUUGGCAUGGAUGUAAGCAAUGAGUCCAUCCAUCCAUCCACAUGGGACAAACUUUUGUAGAAUCUUUUUUUUUUUUUCUAGAGGAAACUUGAUGUCAACACUUGACUUUGUGAUGAGUCCUCUUGGUGUGAACUAAAGCUCGAUCUCGCUUGGAGUGGACUUUUUCGCGCCGACAACAGAAA